UUAUACGACAAAGUAAUCACGAGACCAAACCAAUACUAUCACCUUCAGGCCAAGCCUUCAAUCUUAAUUUAAUCAAAUAAAUCGUAGCCUUUAUAAUUAAGAUUUAAGAUACAAACACUCCGAUUUUCCCACCAUUUUUUCCUUGUAAAUCCUGGUACAACGACAUGAAUUCGUGUCUUGAUAAAAGAUUUGUCCCCAUACACCCAUGCCUGCCAUAAUUUGAUCUUUCCUCCAAACCGUAGGGAAAAAAUAGUGAUACCCGUGAGAAUUAAAAUCCAAAGCUAGAGUUGGACGGACGGUCCAGGUCUCAGUUCACCUCGUUCAUCACGUAACGCCAAAUUUAAAGCAUUAAAUUAGUUAAUAUAGUUACGGUUGAACCAUUUCUUUGACUUUCUAUUCAUGCGAGGUACAGUUUACCUACACCAUGGACCCCACAUGCAUAUGGCAUUCAUCACCGUUUGAUUAAUCUUGUAUAUAUAAAAGGGAAGUCAGACAAUGUAGACGAAGCCAACGAUCCCAAUUUUUAUGAUAUUACAUAUUACCAAGUCCACCAUAAAAUCCUUCACAAGAUGGAGCGGUUUAACGAACACCUCCUAGAACAUGAAGGCCGUCUCGACAUUCCUGCAUAAAAUGCUUUCUUAAUCAAACUCACAUGAAUCAGAAACUCAUACCCUUCCUUUCUUUGCUUUUUUCUGUUAUCGCCACCGUAUCUUUCAUACAGUGAAAUUCGCUUUCCCUUGGCUUUUUUUUUUUUUUUCUCUCAUUAAGCCACAUCAAUAUCAUAUUAUGGGUAACUACAUUAGCACUGUCACGUGCCGUCCAUCUGAUACCGCCGGGAAAAUCAUUCUCUGGGACGGCUCUGUUCAGGAGUUUAGCUGGCCCUUGACAGCGGCAGAGCUAAUGCUGGAGCAUCCCCAACAGGUUGUUGUGGAAUUCCACGCGGCAGUUAAUGAGAAGAGGCCGAUUCCAUUGCCAGCGGACCAGAAACUCGACGUGAAAAAGGUUUAUAUACUGCUACCCGUGAAGCGAGGGAAGCCAGCCAUGUUGUCAUCGGAGGAAGCUCGUCGUGUACUAUUGAGUGCGAAUUCCGUGUUAAAAUCAAAGUCGCUUUUAUCCUCCUCGAAGUUUCUUCCUUGGUUUGCUAACAUUUGCCCUGCAAUUUAUGUCGAAGAGAUAGGACAAGAAUUCCCGUUGCAGAAGAAGGAAAACGUCUACGAGAGGCCUGAGGAGGUUCGAUGUUUAACGGAAGUUUUUCCGGAAAGUUUGGAAAGUAGGCCGGAUUAUUUGAACAAGCAAUAUUCAGGCAAGGGAUGGAAACCAACCUUGGAUCCUAUAAAGGAGAAGAAGGUUGAGAGAAAGGUACCACAUUGGUUGUAUUAAAGCUUAUAGCUAGCUAGGUUCUGUAAUUGUCAAGGUUAUGCUUUUCUUUUGUCAGUGCUGCAUGCCAUGCGAAAAUGCAUGGUAAUUCUCUGAAGAAACGAUAUGUUAAUUAGUUAGGGUAUUCGUCUUCAUUAUGCAACGAUGUUCAAAUUCUCACAGGGAAAAGCUUGAUUGGUGUGAUUAUCGACUGGUUUGAAGCUUCCCUCUCUUCGAUCAUACCUUAAGAGAAUUUUCUGAAAAGGUAGUUACCUCUUGAUUGGCCAAUAAACAAAGGGAACAAAGCCGACUGCAUUUAAAUUAUAAUUUAGUAGACUAUUUAUUUUAUACUUAGUCACAAUAUUUAAAUCGAGUUUGCUGAAACAUGUUUUUUUGGGAAUUAGUAGUUAUAAAUUUUAAUAGAGUUCCUAUGUAUAUCUUGUUUCUGAAUUGAUAUAUAUAUUAAUGUAAGUGAAUCUUUCCCUUAUAUGCAGUGUAAAUUUAAGCGAACAAACUAUCUUGUUAAUGGCUAUGGCAUCGAAAAAGCCUAGCUAAGAU
Molecule: messenger RNA, 1914 nt
Organism: Durio zibethinus
Lineage: Eukaryota; Viridiplantae; Streptophyta; Magnoliopsida; Malvales; Malvaceae
Source: RefSeq, a predicted model, not a curated record